GUUUCGCCCGUGCAGGGUGCAGCGCUGGGACUCAUGCAUGGGUGGGAUAGAUAGCCGGCGUUUUCGGCGUCGGCUCCAGCGCCUCUUCAGUCUUCAGCCCUGGAGACAGAGGCAGCUCUUCUUCCUUUCAGUAGUUGUCUGUCUUUGAGCAGAGCCACCUCCAAUCCAGCCAGAGCGCCUGCCUGCCUGCAGAGCGAUGAUGGCGCUGAGCGAGAGGCAGCCGCAGUCGGAGAAGAAGGCCCCCCGGGCGAGGCCCAUGUCGGGAAAGGCCGUCUUCGUGCUCUGCGCCACCAGCUUCUUCGUGGGGCUGCUGCUCAGCGGCCGGAUGACGGUGCUGACGCCGCCGGCGUCGGGCAGCCACGGCGGCUCCAGGAUCGCCCUCUUCUCCGACGACGACUGCGAGCACAGGCGUAAGCUGGAAGAAGAGAGCAACCCGAACGAUGUCAUGAACGAGGUGACACGAACCCACCAAGCCAUUCGGUCUCUUGACAAGUCGGUGUCGUCGCUGGAGAUGGAGCUGGCGGUGGAGCGCGCCAAGAGGAACGGCGGCCUGGGCGCGGCGGUGCCGUCCAAGGGCCUCCCGAAGGUGUUCGUGGUGGUGGGCAUCAACACCGCCUUCAGCAGCAAGAAGCGGCGCGACUCGCUCCGCGACACCUGGGUGCCCCGGGGCGACAAGCUCCGGCAGCUGGAGAAGGAGAAGGGGGUGGUGGUGCGGUUCGUGAUCGGGCACAGCGCCACGCCCGGCGGCGCGCUGGACCGGGCCAUCGACGUGGAGGAGGCGGAGACGAGGGACUUCAUGCGGCUGGACCACGUGGAGGGCUACCACGAGCUCUCCUCCAAGACCAGGAUCUACUUCGCCGCCGCCGUCGCCACCUGGGACGCCGCCUUCUACGUCAAGGUCGACGACGACGUGCACGUCAACCUAGGGAUGCUGACGAACAGGCUCGCCAGGUACCGGACGACGCCGAGGGUGUACGUGGGGUGCAUGAAGUCCGGCCCGGUGCUGUCGCAGAAGGGCGUCAAGUACCACGAGCCGGAGUCGUGGAAGUUCGGGGACGAGGGGAACAAGUACUUCCGCCACGCCACGGGGCAGAUCUACGCCAUCUCCAGGGACCUCGCCUCCUACAUCUCUAUCAACCAGCCGAUACUGCACCGGUUCGCGAACGAGGACGUGUCGCUGGGCGCGUGGCUCAUCGGGCUCGAGGUGGAGCACGUCGACGACCGGAGCCUCUGCUGCGCCACGCCGCCAGACUGCGAGUGGAAGAAGCAGGCCGGGAACGUGUGCGCGGCGUCCUUCGACUGGUCCUGCAGCGGCAUCUGCAAGUCCGUCGACAGGAUGAGGGCCAUCCACAGCGCCUGCGGCGAGGGCGACGGAGCCGUCUCCAACUUCGCCGCCGCCUGAUCGGCCGCGCCGCCCCUAGUGUCGACCAAGCUAUGUUACAUGCUUUGUGUUUUUGUCAGACUUGAAAACUAUCAUCAGAGAAAGGAACCGGCUGUAGUUUCCGGCCGGCGGCAGGUAAACCGUAGAAACGUAGCGGCGUUUUGAGAACAGAGCAUCUCGUGGUUUGGUGAUCCAACCGAAGGUCAUGUCUUCUUUUAUUAGUUUGCAAAAAAAAAAGUCUUCUUUUAUCAGGACAGGAGUAUCUAGCGAACGUCAGAGUAUAACAAGUUUAAUUGACGAGGACAGGAGUAUCUAGCGAACGUCAGAGUAUAACAAGUUUAAUUGACGAGCAUGACAAAUACUCCUAA
Messenger RNA from Triticum urartu, 1749 nucleotides. RefSeq names its product Galactosyltransferase family protein. The record is from RefSeq and is a predicted model, not a curated record. Gene Ontology annotation, cellular component: Golgi membrane. Lineage: Eukaryota; Viridiplantae; Streptophyta; Magnoliopsida; Poales; Poaceae. Gene Ontology annotation, molecular function: galactosyltransferase activity.